This is a messenger RNA of Racocetra persica, 897 nucleotides long. NCBI's taxonomy places the organism in Eukaryota, Fungi, Glomeromycota, Glomeromycetes, Diversisporales, Gigasporaceae. The record is from the annotation of a GenBank genome assembly.
GCAUCUCAAUCAAAUGGCCAAAUUGUUUUAUUUAGAAAAAAUGUUGCUGACUUACGCAAGUUCCUCUUUAUCAUGAAUUACCGAAAUCCACAUAGAAGAAUUCAGUUUACAAAUAACAAAUUUGAUAUCGUUACUUGGACAAUGAUAGAAAAAUUUAUGCGGGAGCAUAAUUUAAAAAAUCCACAGGAGGUGUGGUUGCAGAAUGUACGAGAAAUAGUGGAUACCCCACAUGAAGAUGUUGAAGACAACCCGAGAGUUUUUAUGAUAGAUAAAAUGGAUUACAAGUUGCGCAUAAAUAUGACUACUCCAAUGGGUCCAAUUCAGAAAGCCUUUCAUGAGUUUUAUGUCAUCUCCCCAAAAUUAUUAUUGGUCCUUUGUGAUGGUAUAUUUCGAGGUGGUAUGUUUGAAUUUAAAGAUCCUUUAUUUGGAAUCAAAUAUCGAUCGAUUUUUGAAGAUGUUCCUCAUCCACCACCGAUUCCGGACUAUGUAAAUAUCUCUCAACUUAAAUUAAAACGCGACGGUGAAUCUGAUGAUAAAUUUGACUGUUUGGAAAAAGAUUGGUGGGAUAAGGAAACAGGUAUCAAAAGGCAACCUGAUGACAAAUUUACUUUUACAUUCGUUAAAGUCAAUUCAGCCACUGUUGACCUCGUAAAUUCUAUUUUGCUUAAUGAGGCAACUCCAGACCUACAAGUAUCAUUUCUUUCCCUUUCAUACCUUUAUAAGACAAUAGUUAAAUACAAUAAAAGUGUUAAGGACACUAGUACACUGAAAAAUUUCUCAAAUAUGAAAAAGACCUUGUUCAGGGAAUUAAAUAGAACUCAUGAAGAGGACUUAAAUCUCAGAAAAAAUAUUUCUGCCGGCAAUAGGCGUUGGAAUAUAUGCACAUUGAUUAAUUGA